Messenger RNA from Sphenostylis stenocarpa, 1497 nucleotides. Lineage: Eukaryota; Viridiplantae; Streptophyta; Magnoliopsida; Fabales; Fabaceae. The record is from the annotation of a GenBank genome assembly.
AUGGGCAAGCUGGCGGUGGGGGCCGCGGUUGUUUGCGCUGCCGCAGCCUGUGCAGCGGCGGCUCUGGUGGUGCGCCACCGCAUGAGGAGCUCCGGAAAGUGGGGUCGCGCGGUGACCGUGGUGAGGGAGCUUGACGAGCUGUGUGGGACCCCAAUUGCGAAGCUGAGACAGGUUGCCGAUGCCAUGGACGUUGAGAUGCACGUGGGUCUUGCUUCUGAAGGUGGCAGCAAGCUCAAGAUGUUGAUCACCUAUGUCGAUAAUCUUCCCUCUGGGGAUGAGAAAGGACUCUUUUAUGCCUUAGACCUUGGUGGCACAAACUUCAGAACCCUUCGUGUGCAAUUAGGUGGGAAGGAGAAAGGUGUUGUCAACCUAGAGUCUGAAGAAGUUUCCAUUCCUCCUCAUCUGAUGACUGGUUCUUCACAUGAAUUGUUUGAUUUUAUAGCAGCUAAACUUCAAAAGUUCGUUAGUGCUGAGCCUGAAGAGUUUCACCCUCCCCCUGGCAAACAAAGGGAACUGGGUUUUACCUUCUCCUUUCCAGUAAGGCAAACAUCAAUUUCAUCUGGGACUCUAAUAAAGUGGACCAAGGGUUUCAAUAUUGAGGAUGUGGUUGGAGAAGAUGUGGUGGGUGAACUAACCAAAUCCUUUGAAAAAAUUGGUCUGGAUAUGCGUGUUGCAGCUCUAGUUAAUGACACAGUUGGAACAGUAGCUAGAGCAAGAUUCAGCAAUCAAGAUGUCAUUGCUGGAGUUAUUCUUGGUACUGGGACAAAUGCAGCCUAUGUAGAGUCUGCACAUGCAAUUCCAAAAUGGCAAGGUCUUCUAUCCAAAUCUGGAGAGAUGGUUAUAAACAUGGAAUGGGGUAAUUUCUGUUCCUCUCAUCUUCCUCUAACAGAAUAUGAUCAAGAUCUAGAUUUAGAGAGCUUAAACCCAGGAGAACAGAUUUUUGAAAAGAUAAUUUCUGGUAUGUAUUUGGGUGACAUUGUAAGGAGAGUUUUGUUGAAGAUGGCCGAAGAAGCUGACUUCUUUGGAGAUACUGUUCCUCCAAAAUUGAAAAUUCCUUUCAUAAUUAGGACACCUGACAUGUCUGCAAUGCAUCAUGAUACAUCUUCAGAUCUGAAGGUGGUUGGAAUCAAAUUGAAGGAUGUAUUAGAGAUCAAUAACACAUCCCUGAAAAUGAGGAAGCUUGUUGUUGAAGUCUGUGAUAUUGUUGCUACCCGAGGAGCUCGACUCUCUGCUGCUGGUAUCUUUGGCAUCCUCAAGAAAAUAGGAAGAGACACAGUAAAGGCCGGGGAGAAACAGAAAUCAGUUAUAGCACUGGAUGGAGGAUUGUUUGAACACUAUGCUGAAUUCAGAAGUUCCUUGGAGAGUACACUAAAGGAGUUGUUGGGAGAUGAGGCAGCUGAUACAAUUGGCCUUGAGCACUCUAAUGAUGGCUCUGGAAUUGGAGCAGCCCUCUUGGCAGCUUCUAACUCCCAGUAUUUGGGAGUGCAAGAGUCCUGA